Budorcas taxicolor (takin) is the source of this 1838-nucleotide messenger RNA. RefSeq names its product phosphopantothenoylcysteine decarboxylase (gene PPCDC). Gene Ontology annotation, molecular function: FMN binding; phosphopantothenoylcysteine decarboxylase activity. Gene Ontology annotation, biological process: coenzyme A biosynthetic process. The record is from RefSeq and is a predicted model, not a curated record. Gene Ontology annotation, cellular component: phosphopantothenoylcysteine decarboxylase complex. The coding region runs from base 203 to 865 and encodes 220 amino acids. The transcript has 7 exons. NCBI's taxonomy places the organism in Eukaryota, Metazoa, Chordata, Mammalia, Artiodactyla, Bovidae.
GCUGGUGUCCUGUGGUGGGGCAAGCAGGAGGCUGGGGAAGCUUCGUUGGCGACUUUGACCUCUUUGUGUGACCUCAGUUUCCGUGCAAGAAUACUGGAGUAGGUUGCCAUGCCCUCCUCCAGGGAAUCUGCCCCACCCAGGAAUUGAACUUGCAUGUCUCACGUCUCCUGCAAGGGCAGAUCCUAAAUCCUGACAGAGCUUUAUGGAGCCCAAUCCUGGCAGGCUCCCAGGACUCGAAGCCACUGGACCCCACAUGGAACCAAGGGCCACAUGUUCAGCUGCUGCACCCUUGAGAAGACAGUUCCGUGUUCUCGUGGGAGUCACUGGGAGUGUUGCAGCCCUGAAGGUGCCUCUUCUGGUGUCAAAGCUUUUGGACAUUCCUGAUCUGGAAGUAGCCGUGGUCACAACUGAGAGAGCCAAACAUUUUUACAGCCCCCGGGAUGUUCCUGUCACCCUCUACAGCGACGCUGAUGAAUGGGAGAUGUGGAAGUGCCGAUCCGACCCAGUUCUCCACAUUGACCUGAGGAGGUGGGCGGAUCUCAUGCUGGUGGCGCCCCUCGAUGCCAACACUUUGGGGAAGGUGGCCAGUGGCAUCUGUGACAACUUGCUUACCUGUGUCAUCCGGGCCUGGGACCGCAGCAAACCCCUGCUCUUCUGCCCGGCAAUGAACACCGCCAUGUGGGAGCACCCCAUCACCGAACAGCAGGUGGGCCAGCUCAAGGCCUUUGGCUACAUCGAGAUCCCCUGUGUGGCCAAGAAGCUGGUCUGUGGAGACCAAGGUCUGGGGGCCAUGGCUGAGGUGGGCACCAUUGUGGACAAAGUGAAAGAAGUCCUGUCCCAGCACGGCAGCUCCCAGCGGAGUUGAACCCAGGAUUUCUGUCACCCGCGUCCCUCUGAACUCAGGAGGUGUUUUCAGGCCAAGUCAGUGAAGAAAGUGGACUUUGCCAAAAUGUGGUGAGACUUCUGCUUCCGCCGAGUAGUGGUCUGGCCUGGGCCUGCUGUGGAGCCUCCCGAGGGCCAUGACCUGCCCCAGGUCAAAGUAGGCCAAAGGCCCAGGUCCCAGCUUCUUCCAACCAGGAGACACCCGCUUUCCCGAGCUCCUCCCCGCCUUUUCCUAGGAUGGGCGCAGCAAGCCAGAGGACAAGCUGCGGAAAGUGCCUGUGCCCUGGGAAGGGGACCCAGGAGUGACCGAGAAACCUUGAUCCAGGGGACCUGCUUUUAGACGGAGCAACUUAACGACACCACAGUGUCAACUGGAGACCCCGGGCCUAUGGAGCUUCAGCUCCUCAGUGGGCACAGGGAAGCCUGUGAGUUGGCCAGACCUUGAGAUUUCCCGCAGACCAUGCUGUGAGAUUGGGGUGACAGAGAAUAAAGAAAAGUGACCUUCUGAGAGACUGUCCUUCCUUUGUAGCCUGUCUGUGGUUUUAGAGGUCAGAGGCUAGGAAAGGGUCUAGGCUGGCAACUGACCAGCACUGCUUAGUCCUUGCAUCAUAUGGUGGUUUGGGGCAAAGGACUCUGAAGCCAGAGAGCCUCUCGUUCCAAUCCCAGCUCUGCUGCGUGCUAGCAGUGGGACCUUGGCUUGGGGCUCAACCUUUCUGACCCUCACUUUCCUCAUCUGUAUUAUCCUAGCCUCAUGGAAUUGUUGAGAGGACUUAAUAAGAUAUUGUGUAUAAAAUGCCCACCCUACUGUCUCUCCCCCUGGAGGAGGGCAUGGCAACCCACUCUAGUAUUCUUGCCUGGAGAGUCCUCUGGACAGAGGAGCCUAGCGGGCUAUAGUCCAUGGAGCUGCAAAGAGUUGGACCUGACUAAAGCGACUAAUACUUUCACUGCCUCUCACA